Messenger RNA from Camelina sativa (false flax), 878 nucleotides. NCBI's taxonomy places the organism in Eukaryota, Viridiplantae, Streptophyta, Magnoliopsida, Brassicales, Brassicaceae. The record is from RefSeq and is a predicted model, not a curated record.
CAUUGUUCUCCAUCGAACUAAAUAAAAAGAAUCUAUUGCAGGCAAAUUCACCAGCUCAUCGUGGGGCUCGUCGUGCGCCUCUAUGGGUUCUUAAUAGGCCUCAGCAUAGAUUUGCCACCCAUGCACCUGUACCUUGUUCGCCGCCUCAACCACAGGAGGGGAUAGACUUUACGACAGCCAAAAUAGCUGUAUGGUGGGACACGGAGAAUUGCCACAUUCCUAAGGGUUAUGAUGCGCGCCGCCUCGGGGGGAGCAUUAGGGACUCGCUUGAAAAAGCGAAUUACCGAGGUCCCAUGUCGAUCUAUGCCUUCGGUGAUAUGCAACUGAUUCCUCAUUUGACCCAGCAGGCUCUGAUCUCUACUGGAAUAGACUUGCAUCAUGUUCCACCAAAAGAUAACGAUGAUAAGGAUGUGAGUGACUAUAAGAUCAUUGGAGAUAUUUUUAACUGGACAAUGACGAAUCCUAUCCCUGCUAAUAUUAUGGUCAUUUCCGGCGAUAAAGACUAUUCGGUCGCCUUACAUCAACUUAGGUUGAGGAGGUAUAACAUCCUUCUAGGAGUGCCUCUAAAUGGAGCCUCCCCUUCUCUCGUCAUUGCGGGAAAACAGGUUUGGCUUUGGACGAGUUUACUAGCUGGAGGAAAUCCACUCACGAAGACAGCAAUUGCUCAGCUAAUAAAGUGAAGAAAUACACAACACUGAGGGCUUUUGACUUUGGAAAUGGGUUUUCAUUUUUUUUUUGUGUUUUGCUAAUACACUCGUUCCUAUGCACGAACACUUGUAAUGUAAUGUUUCAAGUUUUUUUUUUUUUUUUUUUUUUNUUUUUAAUUCAUAAUCAGAGAAAUGGACCAUAUUAAGUAUUAAAAUUUGAAAUCUGCUUAA